This is a messenger RNA of Myxocyprinus asiaticus (Chinese sucker), 666 nucleotides long. RefSeq lists its product as uncharacterized. The coding region runs from base 1 to 666 and encodes 221 amino acids. NCBI's taxonomy places the organism in Eukaryota, Metazoa, Chordata, Actinopteri, Cypriniformes, Catostomidae. The transcript has 7 exons. The record is from RefSeq and is a predicted model, not a curated record.
AUGUUGAUUCUGUUAGAGAAGGUCAGUAUGGACAGUGACACCCCACUGUUGUUAACUGACAUGCCGAUAGCUGUAAACCUGAAGAAGAAACAAGACAAAGAUCUAAAUACAGUAUCCUCAAAGACAUCCUCUGCUGCUCAACCUGGUCCACUGGACAUUGAUGUACCAACUGUUUCAGCAGAAACAGUACCUCCGAUACCAGCCCUCAACAUGCCCCCGACAACGGACCUGAGCGUGCCCCAGAAAACGGCCCUUGACUACUCAGUGACAUUUAAGCCGUGGGAAAAAGAAUGGAAUCCUGUCCAGGACAAACUGCUCACUUACGUGCUGGACACAGGACGGCCUGGGGUGGAAAUUAUUGUGAAAGAAGGGCCCUUAUGUAUCACACGUGAAGAAUUCUGGAGCCUGGGUUUGCUAAGAAACAUGGAUUCUCAUGUGAGUAGUGGUUGCUUUAAAUUGAUUCAUGAAGCAGCUCAGCAACAUAGCAAAGACAUUUAUAUAGAGGACAUUUACGUCAUUCCUACAUGGAAGCUUACACAAAGCAACAUCAUUGGCAACUUUCCAGAGGAUGUCGACAUGAAAGACUUCUUAGUCUUUCCGCCAUGGACCAUCGCAAACGGGCCAGAACACUUCAUUCUCUGUGUAAGGGAAUGCUACUGUUACUAG